Messenger RNA from Ogataea parapolymorpha DL-1, 1104 nucleotides. Its product is annotated as alpha-ketoisocaproate reductase or hydroxyisocaproate dehydrogenase. NCBI's taxonomy places the organism in Eukaryota, Fungi, Ascomycota, Pichiomycetes, Pichiales, Pichiaceae. The record is from RefSeq and is a predicted model, not a curated record. Gene Ontology annotation, cellular component: cytosol. Gene Ontology annotation, molecular function: hydroxypyruvate reductase [NAD(P)H] activity; NAD binding; glyoxylate reductase (NADPH) activity. The transcript has a single exon. The coding region runs from base 1 to 1104 and encodes 367 amino acids.
AUGACUGAAAAGCGCAGUACAAAGCCUCUCGUCGCUUUCUUCGGAGGUCUAAAUGAGAAUUUGCCAGAAUUUAAAGAGUUCACGAAAACAUUUGAUGUCGUAUUCUAUGAGCUAGUCUCUAGAGAACAGUUUGUUUCUGAUCUGAAAACCAAAUUACACAAUAUCGAGGCAAUUUACGGUGCAUGGGCUCCCCUUGGGAAGAUUGGAAAUCUGGAUAAAGAGCUAGUGGCCAAGCUGCCCUCAUCGUUGAAAUUGAUCACCGUCUGUUCUGCAGGAUUUGGUGGAUUAGAUCUGGAAGCUUUACGUGAAAGAGGAAUCAAGUUUUGCAAUUCGCCAACUUAUGGUGCUCCUGCAGUGGCAGAAACUGUCCUAUACCAUGUCUUGAAUGGAUUUCGAAAGUUUGGCUUGUUUGAAGCCACUCUCCGCCAAAACCCGCAUACAAUCGAGGCCCGCUCGCUUUUGGGAAAUGUAAAGAAUUUCGACGCUGAGAGCGGGGUGUUUGUCCUUGACCACAGCAAGAAGUCGAAGUACUGUUUUGGACAUCAUGUGGGGACCAUUGAUGUCCACUCGCCCGUGGGGAAAACUGCAACCAUCGUAGGUUUUGGGGCAAUUGGUAAAGAAGUGGGGACGAGACUUUCCAGUCUAGGUAUGAACAUCAUUUAUAUCAAAAGGAACAAGCUUUCCCUUGAGGAGGAGGCUCAAUUGGGCUACAAAGUGCGCUACGCAGCCAGGAUUCAUGAUGUGGCAGCCGAAUCAGAUUGUAUAGUUCUUUGUCUUCCUGCGACUCCACAGUCGAUCAACAUGAUCAAUAAGGAUGUCAUUCAGUUGAUGAAGAAAGGUGUUAUUCUUGUUAAUGUUGGCCGUGGGUCCCUCAUCAAUGACAAAGAUAUGAUACAAGGACUGAAGGAUGGGCAUAUAGGAUUUGUGGGUUUGGACGUGUUCCCUGAAGAGCCGUUGGUUCACCAUUGUGAGAGACAAGAUAUGUCCUUGACUCCUCAUGUGGGAUCGGCAACGAGUGAAAAUUUCGAUCAGACAGCCAUUUUCUGCUUGAGAAACAUCACACAGUACUUGCUCCACGGUAAAAUAGAAAAUCUGCAAAACUAA